Messenger RNA from Prunus avium (sweet cherry), 2691 nucleotides. The record is from RefSeq and is a predicted model, not a curated record. NCBI's taxonomy places the organism in Eukaryota, Viridiplantae, Streptophyta, Magnoliopsida, Rosales, Rosaceae.
AAUUAUCUAAAUUAGGUAUGAUAGAAAUUUAUUAUACCCUAAAAUUAGUUAUGACCCAAGAAAAUUUCACAACUUAUCUACCUCCUUAGAUUCUCCGUCCUCAUAUCAUUCAAUUUUAAUCCACCACUACCACCUUAAAAACAAGACAUAAAUACAUGUUAGAAACUAUUGACACACAGAAUGACAGAAAGCACAGAAUCCAUGGAAGAAUCCACUCAUGAAAUCACAAGCCCUCUCAUUUCUAAGGACAAGAAAGAUGAAGACUUUUAUGGCCAGCCCUCAUCUUCUCAACCAAAACUUCAAAAAAACCCAGAAGAAGAAGAAGAAAACUCACCAGUGGAACAGGUUGCUCUGACUGUACCAACCACAGACGAUCCCUCCCUCCCAGUCCUAACAUUUCGAAUGUGGGUUCUGGGUACCCUCUCCUGCACCCUCCUCUCCUUCCUCAAUCAGUUCUUCUGGUACAGAACAGAGCCUCUUUCGAUCACCGCCAUCUCUGCCCAGAUUGCUGUGGUGCCUCUGGGGCAGCUCAUGGCUUCCAAAAUCACAACCCAUGCCUUCUUCAAAGGCUCCCGCUGGGAGUUCACCCUCAACCCUGGACCCUUCAAUGUCAAAGAACAUGUCCUCAUCACCAUCUUUGCCAACUCUGGAGCUGGAACCGUCUACGCCAUUCAUAUUGUUACUGUGGUUAAAGUUUUUUACAAGAAGCACAUCACCUUCUUUGUGUCCCUGCUUGUUAUCUUAACAACUCAGGUGUUGGGGUUUGGUUGGGCUGGGAUUUUCAGGAGGUACUUGGUUGAACCAGCUGCUAUGUGGUGGCCGGCAAACCUUGUCCAAGUUUCAUUGUUCAGGUAAUACCUUCACUUUUUCUUUUAUGUAUUCCCUGGCUACCUCUUUCAAAUGCUAACUUCCCUCUCUUGGAUUUGUUGGAUUUUCCCCAAAAAUGUCCUGGCCCAACAGCUUGGCUCAGGUCUUUAUGGGCUUGGAAUUGGAGCCGUUGGGCUUGACUGGUCAACCAUCUCCUCCUACCUUGGAAGCCCACUUGCAAGCCCAUGGUUUGCCACAGCCAAUGUUGCUGCUGGUUUUUUCUUUGUCAUGUACAUAUUGACUCCAUUUUGCUAUUGGCUUAAUGUCUACAAAGCCAAAACCUUCCCAAUUUUUUCAGACUCAAUGUUCACAUCAGAUGGUCAAGAAUACAACAUAACGUCUAUCAUUGACUCCAAUUUCCACCUUGAUAUCGCGGCAUACGAUCGAGAAGGUCCUCUUUACCUCAGCAUAAUUUUCGCAAUAACUUACGGCGUUGGCUUUGCUGCACUCACUGCUACAAUUGUACAUGUUGCUCUAUUUCAUGGAAGGGAAAUAUGGGAGCAAAGCAAAGCAAGUUUCAAAGAGAAGCAAAUGGACAUACACACAAGACUUAUGCAGAGAUACAAUCAAGUGCCUGAGUGGUGGUUUGUGGUCAUACUUUUGGUCAACAUUGCAGUCACUGUUUUUACCUGCGAAUACUACAAUGACCAGCUUCAGUUGCCUUGGUGGGGUGUUUUACUAGCUUGUGCUAUUGCCAUUUUCUUCACCCUCCCAAUUGGGAUCAUCACAGCCAUCACAAAUCAGACACCAGGCUUAAACAUCAUCACUGAGUAUAUAAUUGGGUAUAUAUACCCAGGUUACCCAGUUGCCAAUAUGUGCUUCAAGGUGUAUGGCUACAUAAGUAUGACACAAGCCAUCACAUUUUUGCAAGACUUCAAGCUUGGUCACUACAUGAAAAUCCCUCCUAGAACCAUGUUCAUGGCUCAGGUUGUGGGUACCCUGAUAGCUGGAAUUGUCUACUUGGGCACUGCUUGGUGGCUGAUGGAAACCAUCCCAGACAUAUGUGAGGACACAUCAUCAGUGUGGACUUGCCCAAGUGACACAGUGUUCUAUGAUGCCUCAGUCAUAUGGGGCUUGAUUGGCCCUAGAAGAAUAUUUGGUAACUUGGGCACAUAUGAGGCAGUCAAUUGGUUCUUCUUGGGUGGUGCAGUUGCCCCCGUUGUUGUAUGGGCAGCUGCUAAGGCCUUCCCAAACCAAGAGUGGAUCAGGCUCAUCAACAUGCCAGUCCUAAUUGGUGCCACAGGGUAUAUGCCACCUGCAACUGCAGUCAACUACACUUCUUGGAUCAUUUUGGGUUUUCUGUCUGGUUUUGUUGUGUAUAGGUAUAGGCCAGAUUGGUGGAGGAGGCACAAUUAUGUGCUCUCGGGGGCACUUGAUGCUGGCCUUGCCUUCAUGGGGGUGCUUCUGUAUUUUAGCUUGGGGUUGGAGGACAUUAGCCUUAGCUGGUGGGGAAAUGACCUUGAUGGGUGCCCCUUGGCUACUUGCCCUACGGCUAAAGGGGUGAUUGUUGAAGGCUGCCCUGUUUACACUUGAAGAAAUUGUAUAUAGUUAUUUUCUUUUUUUCAUUCUUAAAGAAUUGCACUAGUUGGAUAGAAAAUAGGAUGAUUUCUUUCCAGUCAACUGUUGUUUUCUUGGUUUGUAAUGGGGAAAGCAACGGAUUUCAUUUGUAAUUUGUGCAUGGGCAGUAUUCAUGCUUAAAUUUGGUCCAACAAAAUGUUGGAGAAGUUUCACAAAAACAAAAGAAAUGUUGGAGAAUCCUACGAGAUUGAAAGAUGCUACAGAAAUCAUACUGGUGUGAUAUAGUAAGUUAUCUUUUGGUAUUUA